Messenger RNA from Protobothrops mucrosquamatus (brown spotted pit viper), 2630 nucleotides. It is a transcript of the gene JHY, whose product is annotated as junctional cadherin complex regulator. Gene Ontology annotation, biological process: axoneme assembly. The transcript has 7 exons. The record is from RefSeq and is a predicted model, not a curated record. The coding region runs from base 11 to 2458 and encodes 815 amino acids. Lineage: Eukaryota; Metazoa; Chordata; Lepidosauria; Squamata; Viperidae.
GGGGGGGGAGAUGAACAUCAACAGCCCAUCACCGAAAGGCUUGACGGAAGCACAUCGCCGCUACUCUUUCUUGCAAACUGCCUCGGAAGGACUGGACCAGAACGAAUCGGAUUCGGAAAGCCUUGCUGAGGAGGCCCAGUACCAAUGGGAAUUGCAGAGACGGAUCUGUGACACUCAAGAACGGGUCAGUUGGGCCUAUGAAGAAGAGGCAGAUGACCGCAUGGAGAAAGACAGUCUGGAAGACAUGUGCCUGAGCGAAGAAGAGUCCGAUGGAGAGGAAACACAGAGGCCGAGCGAGGACCAGGAUGAAAGAAGAAAUCUGGAAAAUGAAAGCUCUCAGGACAGCAUCGUGGACGAGUAUUCCGAGCUGCGCUAUGAUCCCAAUUGGAAAGACAGUCAAAAAGGGAAAAGCUUCCUCAAAUUAGAAGACUCCCAUCAGGAGGAACUCAAAAACUUCAGCGUGUCCUCCCUUGAGCUGGCCUGCUCUCCUUCCCAGGGCAGGCUCCUCUCCGAAAACUGCCAGUUACAGGGAAGUCCUCAAAAUAUCUCCUCAGCAACUGAUGGAGAAUUUUGGAAGCCUUCUGGUGAUGAACCUGGAGACGGCAGAGACAGACCUUUGAGGCUCGAUAAGAAAGGAAGAAAAACAGGCGUUAUCUACCAUUAUGGCAGCAAUGACAGUUUGGCCAGCUCCGGCUGCAGGGUUCAUUUCAAAGAACCCAAACCCAGAUCUGAAAAAGACUUCAUCGAGAAAAACAAACACACGCUGGGAUUAGCCACCCAGCAGAAAAACAGUUCCUACCUUCGGCUCCAUGGCAAAAAGCAGAGAGGAGGGUGCCAAGAGAAGAUCAUUGUGGCUCACCAGUCUGCAUGCAGGCCUCCGAUGGAUGGCGUGAGCUCCAGCCAAGCCACAUCCCUGCAAGUGACCCCCUUAAGCCAGCGCUCCACCCAACCUCCCUUGGGAACCCAGGUGGAACUAAGAAGCCAGCCGAGCGGUGGUAACAAUCUGUUAGAACUUGAGAAUGUUUGUCCAGAUUCCACUGCUUACCGAGAAACAUCCGAGGUGGAGCAGGACAGCAGAUGUGCUCCGCAUUGUGAGUUAUAUCCACCUGCCUGCCUUUCCAUUGCAGAUCACUCCAGUGAAGACAGCCCUCUGUUCUCUGGCCAGGCUCCUUACCUCCUUCAGCACCAUGCCAAGAAACGGUCCAUGAAUUUAGCCUUUGCUGGGACACCUCUUCAGCGGAGUUCAUACCACAACUUUCCAGGGUUUCCUUCGCCAUGUGCGGGUGAAAAGUGCCAACCCGGCCUUGAAAACAUCUCUGGACUCCAUCACCCAUACUUCUACAGGUGUACUGUUUCAGAGCCUUUCCCCUGUCAUGGCAAGCACUGGAAUCCAUUAGGGCACAAACGUGUUUCGUAUGCUCACGACGGUGGCCAGAAAGAGCCGGUAAACGGAGCAGUUGCAUCUGGGGAACCCUGCCACAUUUAUACAGAAGAGAUCCCUAACAACUAUGCUUUUGAUUACUCAGGGCAGGAUACAAAGAUAGACUGGAAACUAGAGAAGGGGUUGGAAGAGAGGACUUAUCCGGUGAGAACAUCACCACCAUUGGAUUAUUUGGGCUGCAGGGUUCCAAAAGGCUGCACGUUGACCAGGGGGGUUGCAUUGCAAGCUGCUCACAAAAGUUGGUCCCUUUUCAUUGCUUCUGUGUCUUUUUUCCUGGCACUCCUCUUGACUUGCCCUUGUUCCUUGAGGUCAUCACAGCCACCUGCUCCUCCCCCGGUGAAAAGAACCCUCUCUCCCACGGCACGGCUCAUCCAGGCGGUAGAACGGCAUCAUCGAGAACUGUCUCAGCUGGCAGAUGACCACCUCGCUAGGAAUCAGCUGGCUAGCAUGUUUCCCCCCAUAAUCCAUAGAGGGGAGAGCGACUCGCAGCUCCACCUGGAGAGCGGCGAAGAGACCCAGCCCGUCCUCAGCCGCAGCAAUUCCGAGGGCUACUUGCUUCAGAUGGAAAAGCAAAAGGAGAGGAGAGGAAAGAAAGGGCACCGGAAGGGCUCCAGGGCAAAAGGUUACGUGAAGAUGGACGUGAGGCUGGGAGGCCUUGGACCUGACUAUGAAACCAUCAAAGAAAAAUCAGAAAAGAUGAAGCACCAAAAAGUGUAUGCCAAGCAAGUCAAUGAACAAAAUCUGAAGAAUAUCUCAAGUGCACGGAAACCUCAACUGAAAACGGAGGACAAAUCAGUGGUGUCAAGGCAGAAGGCCCUUGAAUACGCCAAGACAAUCCCCAAGCCUCGACUUUUUGUGUCAAGAUCGUCGGAGCAAGAGACCAAAGAGGAGAAAAACCUGGCACGGACAUUAAAUGGAGAGAAUCUUCCUCCGAUCUCCUCUCUGGAAUCCCUGCAAAACAGGCAUGAGAAAGAGAAGCAGGUGGUUGCUGCGUUCAAAACACUCCAUAUUGUCUGACGAGGAGGCCAUGUCCCCGCUCCUCCGUUCUCUUCUCUCCGUGUUCACUUGUGGUCCGGAAGGACGAGCAUACCGUGAUGAGUUUCAUGAACUUCUGCAAGAUCUGGGGUGUUUUCCAUGAGUUGCAUUCAGCCUUAUUUUUGUUGGAAUUUUAUUGUUGAUGAUUAAAACA